This is a messenger RNA of Chenopodium quinoa (quinoa), 2844 nucleotides long. RefSeq lists its product as uncharacterized. The coding region runs from base 1 to 2844 and encodes 947 amino acids. The transcript has 6 exons. The record is from RefSeq and is a predicted model, not a curated record. NCBI's taxonomy places the organism in Eukaryota, Viridiplantae, Streptophyta, Magnoliopsida, Caryophyllales, Amaranthaceae.
AUGGAUAGUGGAACUAAAGUGCGGUGGAUGUUUGCCAAAUGGAGUGAUGAAUAUGAGCGAGGAGUAGAUGAAUAUGUACAAAAGGCUUUUGCUUCUAAGUCUCAAGGAAAUCAAAUUUGUUGUCCUUGUGAAAGUUGUCAUUAUCGUUUUUGGUGUCAUGAAGGUGUUGUGAGAGAUCAACUUAUUUGUAAUGGUUUUGUUCCUCGAACAGUUAAGUUAUCAGAGUUAGGGAUCAGCAUUGAAAGGGAACAAACUAUUUUGGAUAAUGAUGAAGGGUCAAACCCAAAUGAUUUUAAUGAUGACAUAGUAGGGUUGUUGCAUGAUGCACGUGAUGAUUUUAGAAAGGGGCCAAAUGACGAGGCAAAAAAGUUUUUUAAGUUAGUUGAAGAAGGCCAGGAAGAAUUAUAUCUCAGUUGUAAAAAUCAUUCAAAACAUUCCUUCAUGAUCCGAAUUUUUAUUUUGAAGUGUGAUCAUAAGCCAACUAAUGUUGCUUUUGGAGAUAUAUUGGAGCUUAUAAGGGAGGUGUUACCUGAUGCAAAACUGCCAGCUUCUUUUAAUGAAGCAAAAAGUGUUUUGAAAGUGUUGGGGUUGGAUUACACUAAGAUAGAUGCAUGCCCAAAUGAUUGCAUGAUAUAUUGGGAAGAGCAUGAAAACGCAACAAGUUGCCAUGUUUGUGAGACGCCAAGAUGGAAAUCAAAUGACACAGAGAAUGGCAUACAAAAUGAAAAUGGAAAGACCUAUAAGAUUCCUCAAAAUAUUCUUAGGUACUUUCCAAUAAAGAAAAGGCUUCAACGGCUAUUUAUGUGUCAAGAGACGGCGAGAUACAUGACUUGGCAUCCUGAUGGGCGUGAAAAUGAUCAUCUUUUACAUCAUCCAGUUGAUGGUCAAGCUUGGAAGGAAUUUGAUUCUUUAUAUCCAAAGUUUGUUGAUGACCCACGCAAUGUGAGGCUUGGGUUAGCCACAGAUGGAUUUAGCCCGUUCAACUCAAUGAGCAUUGUCCAUAGUACAUGGCCAGUUAUGUUGAUUAAUUAUAACUUGCCUCCUUGGAUGAUUAUGAAGCCCGAGUAUUUGAUGCUAGCCUUAUUAAUUCCUGGUCCGUCUUCCCCUGGCAAUGACAUUGACAUAUAUUUGCAGCCACUUAUCAAGGACUUGAAGGAUUUGUGGGAGUUUGGGUUGGAAACUUAUGAUGCUUCGACUAAUCAAAGGUUUGACAUACAUGUAGCAUUGAUGACUAUCGUGAGUGAUUUUCCAGGUUAUGCAAUGUUAUCUGGGUGGAGCACAAAAGGAUACUUGGCAUGCCCUGAAUGUCAUUACGAAACAGAUUCUGAGUGGUUGCUUUAUAGUGGUAAGAAUGUGUAUAGGGCAAAUCACAUUUCUCAGAAGAACAAGGAUAAUGUGAGUGCUCGUCAAGAUUUGGUAGAACUUAAUCUGAUGCCAGAGCUUCAACCAAUAGAAUUCAAAGAUGGUAGUGAAGAAUUUCCAAGAUCUCGCUUUUGGAUGUCAUUGGAGCAAAAGCAUAAGUUCUGUCAAGUUAUAAAAAAUGCUAAGCUUCCUCAAGGUUAUGCUUCCAACCUUAGUCGUUGUGUGCAAGUUAGAGAAAGGAAAAUAGCAGGCUACAAAAGCCAUGAUGCUCAUUUUAUGAUGAAUUAUCUCCUACCAAUUGUUGUGAAGACAACAUUACCCAAAGACGUUGCUAGUCCUUUGAUAAGACUUUGUGCUUUUUUCAAAGGUAUAUGGAGUAAAACUAUUGAUCCUCGAGAUCUUGGAAAAUUGCAAUCUGAGAUAGUUAAAACUCUAUGCCUACUUGAGAGGAUUUUUCCACCUGCUUUUUUUGAUAUAAUGGAACAUUUACCCAUACACUUGGUAGACCAAAUUAAUGAGCAAAAGAUUUGUGUAAGUGCUAAAAGGAAAAGAAAAUGGAAUAGUGCUGAAGACCAUAGCAAGGAUUUCAUGGAUUGGUUUAGGGAGAAAGUUGAUUUGAUUCUUAAAGAAGGCCAUGAUAAUAUCCCGGACCAUAUUUUGUGGUUAUCAAAAGGUCCCUCUCACAUUGCCAAAAAGUACACAGGGUACUCAGUUAACGGCUAUAGGUUUCAUACCAUGAAGCGAGAUGCAAACUGCAUAACUCAAAAUAGUGGCGUCACUCUAAUAGCCAUUACACAUAGCUUUGCAAGCUCCAAAGAUCAAAAUCCUGUUUUGGGAAAUGUUAAUUAUUAUGGUUCAAUAACUGAAAUCAUUGAGAUAUCCUAUCAUGUUCAUUUCAGUGUUGUCUUAUUUAGAUGUCAAUGGUUUCACUCAAUAAAGGACGAUGAUGAGCUUAUUACGGUUAAUAUGAAUAAGACCGUUUCUAAAGAAGAACCUUUUAUCUUAGCAACUCAAGCACAUCAAGUGUUUUAUGUAGAAGAUUUGAAUAGAGAUGGUUGGCAUUAUGCUAUUCAAAUCCCUCCUAGAGAGCUUUCGGAUGGAAAUAGGCACGAAGUUGUUGUGUCCCAAAGUCAGGUUCUAGAAUAUGAACUACAAAGGCUUCAAAAGUUAAAGUCUAAUGCAGAACAAAUGAAAGCCCAAGGAUCGGGAUCCUUGGCUAAUAAGAUAUUAUCAGUUGCAAAGGAAAUUAUAUUUGAAAGAAGCAUAUUAGAGGGUGUAUGUGAAAUAAUGAAACCUGCACCAGUCUCAAAGCUUCAUAAUUCAUAUGUUCGCCCACGAACUACGGCUGUUGGUGAGAUGAAUAGCCAAAAAAAGCAUCAUGUUGAUAAAGUUCAUGACAUUAACUCAACUAAAGCAACCAAGAAAGUUCAUAAUCAAUGCAUCCAAAAGAAGCAGCAAGAGCAGCAAGUUGUGUCAAAAUGA